This is a messenger RNA of Gigantopelta aegis, 825 nucleotides long. Its product is annotated as tigger transposable element-derived protein 4-like. Bases 1 to 825 code for a protein of 274 amino acids. Gene Ontology annotation, cellular component: nucleus. The transcript has a single exon. NCBI's taxonomy places the organism in Eukaryota, Metazoa, Mollusca, Gastropoda, Neomphalida, Peltospiridae. Gene Ontology annotation, molecular function: DNA binding. The record is from RefSeq and is a predicted model, not a curated record.
AUGGCAAAUAAACGGAAACGAAAUGAUUUAUGUUUGGCUCAGAAAUACGACGCAGUGCAAUUGCUAAUUAAAAAAACUCCACAGGCAGAGAUUGCAAAGAAACUUGGAUGUUCAAAACCACAAGUUUUACGAAUAUUCAACAUGCGUGACGAGAUAUGUGCCCAGUAUCUCGCCAACACUAACCCAGAACGAAAAAGACAGAGAACGGGAAAAGCAGCCAAUGUGGAGAAGGCCUUAUCAGAAUGGUUUUCCGUCGCCAGACAAAAAGACAUUCCAAUAUCGGGCCCAAUAUUAGCUGCAAAAGCAAAAGAUCUGGCAGAGAAGAUGAAUAUAGACCAUUUCAAUCCAACAAGCGGAUGGCUCUCCCAGUGGAAAGAAAGGAACACAAUUGUCUACAAGAAACUUCAUGGUGAGAAAAGGAUGUCACAGCUGCUGACAACUUGGUUGAAGACAGUCCUUCCUGAAAUUCUGCAGAAGUACAAGGCGGAUGAUAUCUACAACGCUGACGAGACGGGACUCUAUUACAGAACGCUACCCGAUGGAACGCUGGGAGCCAAGAAAGACCAGGUUAGUGGUAGCAAAAAGGCGAUGAAUAGAGUAACUGUCCAUGUAGCGUGCAAACGAAAACUUCUUGUAAACGGUAUAAGUAAAGAUCCCAGGUGUUUCCGAGGUAAAAAGGUCCUUCCAGUGACAUAUAGAAACAGCAAAAAUGUGUGGAUGAUGGGUAAAUUAUUUACCGAAUGGCUGAAAGAUUUCGACAAGGACAUGAAGUUGCAAGGGAAAAAAGUGGUCUUGUUAGUGGACAACUGCGCAUCCUCCAACUGA